CGCUUGCUCGUUCAUUGUGACUUAUCUGCCUCCAUCUCUUCCGAUGCUUAUUUUCACUUUCGGAAUACGGAUCGACAAAAGAUCUGUUGAUUUUCAAUGGCAGACGGUCUGCCUUCAGGAUUAUUGGAAGCAUGUCUUGUUAUUGGAGCUUCAUCUGAUAAGUUGAAUAAGCUGUCUCAGUCUUUGCCACAGCUGAAUGGAAGUCCUCUUCCUCUUCUCGAUCCUGUGGUCCUUCAGGUCCACACACCUCUGUUUUGCUUAAAACAGAGUGUAGCUGAACCAGCUGUGGAAACCUUAAGUCCGACUCAGCAAUGGUGCUCUCCCAUUCAGAAAAACAAUGAUAAGCCCAUUUUUAACACUCUAAACCCCAAGGAGGAAACCACAGAGAAUGCCAGCAAUCUCAAAGACUUGGAUCUGGUGGCUUUACCACAACUGUGCUUUCCAGGAGGACUUCAGGUAACUAGGAAGCAAACGGAUGAACAGUUCCACUUCUUGGUCUUCACUGAUGUGCUUGGAAACCAGUCUCAUGGAGUAGUUCUCCAGUUCUACAGAGCAACGCAGGAUGGGAAGUUGCACCAAAAUGGACACCAGACCUCACACAAGCCUCCACGACUCUAUGCUCCUUAUGCAGUGUGUGUUAUAUCAAAACAUCCAUAUUACAGCGCUCUCAAGGACUGUCUAUCCAGCCUCUUAUGUGAGCUCAAAAUCUGCCAGAUGACUGAGAUGGAGGAGCGAGUGAAGGAGUUUUGUGCUAAACUAACUGUGGUCCCAGUUCCCCCUCCCGGUCAGCUGCAUGUGAUGUUCAUCAUGCAACCUCUGAUGAUUGUCCUUCCAUCAAGAGAGGAUCAACAUCAUCCUGUGGUUGACCUGGAUCUUCAUCUUCCGUUCCUCUGCUUCAAGCCCAGAGAAGUUCUGCAGGUCAUAGCCUGUAUUCUGACUGAGCAGCGUAUGGUGUUCUUCUCUUCGGACUGGGCCAAACUGACUCUAAUUGCAGAGUGUUUUAUGCUGUAUAUUUGGCCUCUGCGCUGGCAGCACCCACUGGUGCCCAUACUGUCCCAACAGAUGAUGGAUUUCGUUAUGGCACCAACUGCCUUCCUUAUGGGAUGCCACAUCAGCCACUAUGAGGAGGUUGCUAAGGAAAAUGAUGAUCUGAUUUUGAUCAAUAUUGACGAGGGAACAGUAUCCUGCUCCAGCAUUCUUGACUUUGACAUCCCAUAUAUCCCAUAUACAGCUGCUCAGUGUUUCAAAAGUCGAAGGAAAGGUCUUCGAUUGCAUUAUGACCUAAAUCUGGUUAAUCAGAGCAUCUGUGGAGAUCUUAAUGAGCUGCGGAAUCAGAGAAGAUGCUGGCAACAGAGACUCAAUAAGGAAAUACAAAACAUCAGCCUGGAGCUCCUCUUUAACAUGUUUCGAGAUGUCAGCGAUUACCUUAAUUUCGAACACAGAGUUUUCAAUACUGAUGAGUUCCUCAAGACCAGAGACCCAGAGGACCAGCCGUUUUAUAAAAAAGUCUUGGAAACACCUAUUUUUCACUCCUUCUUAAAAGAACGUUUGAAUAGAAAAAUGGAUAUGUUUGCCCAAAUGGAGCUUAGUACCCUGACAGAAGAACAAAAAUACAGAAAUUCGGUGGAUUCCUCUCGCAGACCCACUAUACAAGAAAUGAGACGGAGUUCGUCUAAGAAUGGCCAUCGCACAAACUUCUUUAACCAAGACGAUAAACAGGUGUCUCCAACGACCACUCCUGAAAUGCCUCUGAAUACUCCAACCAGGCCAGUCAAGAUCUUCCAGCUUCCUUUUUUCCCUCGUCCCUUAAACCACCUCAACAUUCACCAUUACAUUGAAGAUCUGAUUCUCAAGCUCAACAAAGCCAUAUCAGCCGUCUCGCCUGAUGAUUCCUCCCUGCUAGCCAGAUAUUUCUACCUGCGCGGCCUUAUCAACAUGCAAAACUCAAAGCGCUUGCACGCUCUCACUGACUUCCAGAACCUCUACAAAACAGACAUUGGGGUUUUCCCCAGAGAGCUGGUGAAGAUGCUGGUUCAUUCUCUGCAGAAAGAAGAGAGAGUCCAGGCCGAGGAGAGAUGUGAGCUCAGACGCCUUAUUUGUCAGGUGAAGAGCAAAGAGAAAGGAGAGCAGAUGGAGUACGACUAUCACGUGAAGAAGUUCCAGCUUCCCAAAGCCCCCAUGCAGCUGGAGGAGUUUGUGAAGUGCAUUCAGGAGUCUGGCAUUGUGCGAGAUGUGGCCACCAUUCAGAGACUGUUUGAAGCUCUUAAUGCUGGUGGUCAGAAGCAGAUUGUUCCAGAGCUAUUCAGGAUGUUUUACAAAUUCUGGAAGGAGACUGAAGCAGAAGCCCAAGACGUUCUUCUGCCCGCUGAGGUCCUGGAACGCCUGGACAAUAAUGAGUGUGUCUACAAGCUUUCCAGGUCUGUGAAGACCAGUUAUGGUGUUGGGAAAAUUGCAAUGACUCAAAAAAGGAUUUUUCUGCUGACCACAGGCACUCCUGGAUAUGUGGACAUCACAAAGUUUAGGGACAUUGAGGAAGUGAAGAUCUCUGCCCCUGUACGAAUUUUGAGGAAUUCAUCAUUAAAGAUCAAGAACAGCCUGAGGGACGAGAUAUUCGAGGCUAAUUUAAAAUCUGAGUGUGAACUGUGGAAUCUCAUGGUCAAGGAGAUGUGGGCUGGCAGAAUGAUGGCAGACAACAAUAAGGAUCCCCAGUAUGUGCAGCAGGCUUUGACCAACGUCCUGCUUAUGGAUGCUGUGGUGGGCUGUUUGCAGACACAGAAGAGUGUCUGCGCUGCCUCCAAACUGGCCUAUCAUGAAAAGCUACGACAAGAAGUCCCCGUGAUCAUCCCCAGAGACACAGCAUGGACACUGAAACACAAGAUCAAUCCAUCCCAGAACAUGAUGAAUCCUCAGUCUGUCGAUGUCUUGUUCUACUCUCCAGGCCAGCUAACGUUCCCUGACAGUGAUGUGGAUGUGAACCCAAAGCUGUGGUGUGGUCUCGGCUGUGGAAAAGUAGUUGUGUUCGAUGCUGCCAGUUGGUCGCUAAAGCAAAACUGCAUUCAUUUAGGAGAUUCUCGACUGAACUGCAUGAUGGGACUGGACCAGGAUCAGGUGUGGAUUGGCUCGGAGGACUCUGUGAUUUAUAUAAUCAACACUCGCAGUAUGCUGUGUCAUAAACAGCUGACGGAGCACAGAGGAGAGCUAACAGACUUCACCCUGGAGAAACUAAGCCCUGAGAGCAGAUCAAGCCGAGCGCAGGUGUACUCCUGUAGUGCAGAUGGCACUGUGAUUGUUUGGGAUGUCCCAUCUCUUAAAGUGAGGAGGCAGUUUCAUCUGUCCUGUGACAGACUGCAGUCCAUUCAGGUUCACAAUGGAGCCUUAUGGUGUGGUGCCAGGGACUGUAUAAUGAAGCUGAAGCCUAAUGGAGAUCAGCUUUGGAAAAUUUGUCUCCCAGACAAAAUGAAAGCUACAGCCAAUUUCUUCAACCGAGUCACACUGUUUCCAGAGAGACAACAGAUCUGGACGAGUUUCACAGACUCCACAGAGCUCUGCAUAUGGGACUUUAAUGACCCUGUCAAACCACCCAAACGCCUCACACUUCCAAACUGCAAAGGAGUCACCUGUAUGAUCAAAGUGAAGAAGCAGGUCUGGGUUGGUUGUGGUGGUGGUUCAGGCCUCAGUAAAGUUGUGGGGAAGAUCUUGGUGUUGGACUCUGAGAGUUUGGAGGUGGAGAAGGAGCUGGAGGCUCAUGAAGACAGUGUUCAAGUGCUCUUCUCAGUUGAGGACCGAUACGUCCUCAGUGGCUCGGCGAAACUUGAAGGCAGAAUCGCCAUCUGGAGAGUUGAUUAAACAGACAAACAGACUUAAAGUCAAGUCUUUGAGGUCUCAGCUUCACAAAUGCAGGUGCGUCAGGAUUUGCAGUAAUAAAGUAGUUUCUCAGGUCUCUAUUUAGGGCAAGGAUAUUUCAGUAGACCCUUAAUUUAACUCUAUUAUUUGUUUCUCAGAAAAUGAAAUUAAAAGAGGGGUUUAUUUUGUAAAUAUUUAAUGCAAAAUGCACAGCCUUAUAUUAAAAUGUUGUUGUUAUAUUAUAUUAAUGUUAUAUUAAUAUGUUUUAUACAUUCUGUAGCUGAAUUAAAGGAAUAGUUCACUCAAAUGUAAAAACAAAUGACUUUCUAUCCACAAGUGCUUCUAAUCCUUCGGGAGUUUAUUUCUUCUGGUGAACACAAAAGAAGAUAUUUCGAAAAAUGUAGCCAUUGACCACCAUAGUAUUUGUUUUUCCUACUAGGAUUGUCAAUGGUUACCGGUUUCCAACAUUUUUCAAAAUAUCUUCUUUUGUGUUCAACAGAAGAAGUAUAGGUUGUAAAUAAUGAUUCAUAUUAGUUAAGGGAGUGAACCUAAUACUACAAGGCUGUUUGUUACAGGAAAAACACAACUGCUAUGUUCUUGAAGUACAUAUUCCACUUUGGGAAUAUGAUUGCUUAGAUCUCAUUUAUUUCUUUGGAAGUAUAUGUCUGUAUAGUCUUAAGUAUAAAACAUAAAUAACAGUUUAUUAUAUAAUUCUGAAUGAAUAUAAUAUAUUUCAGUCCUUUGGAAUAUAUUUUUAAACCGAAAGGAGUUGCCUUGUACACAAUUUCCUGAAAAGCAGUGGAUCAAAGGGAAGUGAGGUCCAAACUGCAGCUCUGCCUGAGGAUGGACUGCAGCCAUAAUGAAGAGAUUGUGUAACACUCUGUCAGUCCUUGCUCUGUUUUUGGAGUGGCUCGUAUCAUUGUGUGAAAUCUUCUUUAAUAGAAAAUACUGUCUGGGUUUUUAUAUCGUCUCUGUGUUUAUUUCAUAUGUUUUGAGGGAAACUUUCUUGCUGAAUUUAUUGGCAGAAACAUCUUGGAUGUAUUUGGCCCCAAAAUAAAGUGUGAACAUGUAUACAGAGUUUAGCAUAUAUAAGUCAAUCCCUCACAAAUCUAUCUUUUAAAUUCAUAUUUUAGUAGGAAGCUAUACGGUAUUAUAUUUGUGCAUAUACAUUAGAUUAGUCAGUACUGAAGCCAAAUCUGGAGUGUAUCUAACAAAACAACUUACGAGAACGGUGCAAAAACUAGCACACCCAAAUUUAUAUGUUAAAAUAUAGGACAAAUCAAGAAAAGCAAAACCAAUGUAAAUUUUUAGUUGAAAUUUUGUAGGUUGCAAUAUUUUUUAAUAUUUUGCUUGAUUUUAAUUGUAUUAUCUUUCAAUUUGUAAAUAUGUUUGGCGACUAAAAUAUUAUUUUAAUAAAUAUAUCUGUUUAAUAAACCUGUUUUGUUCAAAUGCACCAAAAUACAUUGCCUAUAUUCACUGAGAAAUGGAUAAAAAUAUUCAUUUUCAAAAUGGGCUGUACUCAAUUAUGCUGAGCACUGGAUGUAUAUUACUGUAAAGUGAAAAGAUCAUUCACAAUACAUGCAUAAAUCUAGUAUCUGGGCUUUUUGUUAUUGUAUGGAUCUACAGUGCUCAGCAUAAGUGAGUAUACCACCUUUUGAUAAUUAACGUUUUUAUCCAUUUGUCAAUGAAUAUAACCAAUAAUUUGUAGUGUAUUUAAACAAAAAAUUUUUAUUAAACAGUUAUAUCCAUUAAAACAAGAGUUUGGUCAUCUAACAUCUUUAGCAAUAGAAUGAAAUACAUUUAAACUUAAACAAACAAAUUCAACAAAGCUUUAUAUUUUGUCAUGUUUCACUUAUUUUUUUCCUUUAUUGAAAUUUUAAUAGAUUUUUUCCACAACAUGUUGAUUUGAGUUUACUAAUUUAUAUUGUUUUUAGAUCAGUUUCAGAUUUGGCUUUGGUACUGACUAAUCUAAUGUACAGUAUAUGCACAAAUAUAUUAAGGUAAAACACGCUAUAGGAAAUAUAAGAUAUGUGAGGGGCAUUCUCAUUUAUACUGAGCACUUUAUAUUUAUUUCAUAUUAGAUAUGUUUGUGCGGGAUCUCAUGUAGAAAUGUCUGGGUCAUACUUUGAAAUUAUUUAAAACAUAAAUAAGAAUAAAGCACUUUUUCACAUUUGUUUGCAU
This is a messenger RNA of Danio aesculapii, 6024 nucleotides long. RefSeq names its product DENN/MADD domain containing 3b (gene dennd3b). Lineage: Eukaryota; Metazoa; Chordata; Actinopteri; Cypriniformes; Danionidae. Gene Ontology annotation, cellular component: cytoplasmic vesicle. The coding region runs from base 97 to 3846 and encodes 1249 amino acids. The record is from RefSeq and is a predicted model, not a curated record. Gene Ontology annotation, molecular function: protein binding. Gene Ontology annotation, biological process: regulation of Rab protein signal transduction. The transcript is spliced from 24 exons.